Silurus meridionalis is the source of this 2852-nucleotide messenger RNA. RefSeq names its product SRSF protein kinase 1a (gene srpk1a). Gene Ontology annotation, biological process: protein phosphorylation; spliceosomal complex assembly; regulation of mRNA processing. The transcript is spliced from 16 exons. The record is from RefSeq and is a predicted model, not a curated record. Gene Ontology annotation, molecular function: ATP binding; protein kinase activity. Lineage: Eukaryota; Metazoa; Chordata; Actinopteri; Siluriformes; Siluridae. The coding region runs from base 140 to 2035 and encodes 631 amino acids.
CUGCUGCAUACUUCUAGUCCGGUUAGUACGCGCAGUCGUAUCCAGGCUCGCGCAUAAGCACACAGACAGCUGCGUGCGCGCGCGCGUCGACGGGCCGCGCAGGCGCGUGGAGCUUCGAGCCGCCAGCUACCGGGCCAACAUGGAGAGAAAAGUUCUCGCCCUCCAGGCCAGGAAGAAAAGGGGCAAAGCCAAGAAGCCACCUAAGAAGCCAGCUCAUCCAACACGAGGCGCAUCUCAGCAGCAACAGCAGCAGCAGCAGCUCCCUGCGGAACCUCAGCAGCAGGAGCCUGAUGAGGAGAUUCUGGGUUCUGAUGAUGAGGAGCAGGAAGAUCCCAAUGACUACUGCAAAGGUGGCUACCACCAUGUGAAAAUAGGAGAUCUGUAUAAUGGGAAGUAUCAUGUGAUCCGUAAGCUGGGUUGGGGCCAUUUUUCCACAGUGUGGCUUGCCUGGGACAUUCAGGGAAAGCGAUUUGUGGCAAUGAAAGUAGUAAAGAGUGCAGAGCAUUACACAGAGACGGCCCUGGAUGAGAUAAAGCUGCUGAGAUCGGUAAGGAACACUGACCCUAAUGAUCCAAACAGAGAAAUGGUGGUUCAGUUGUUGGAUGACUUCAAAAUCUCUGGGGUUAAUGGAACUCAUGUAUGCAUGGUAUUUGAAGUGUUGGGCCACCAUUUACUCAAGUGGAUUAUCAAGUCUAACUAUCAAGGUUUACCCCUCCUUUGUGUCAAAAGCAUCAUUCGACAGGUUUUGCAGGGCCUCGAUUACUUGCAUACAAAGUGUAAGAUUAUCCACACGGACAUAAAACCAGAGAACAUACUGAUGAGUGUGGAUGAGUCAUAUGUGAGGAGACUUGCAGCUGAAGCCACAGAGUGGCAGAAAGCUGGUGCCCCACCUCCCUCUGGAUCAGCAGUGAGUACAGCACCUGUACCUAAACAAGCAUCCAAAAUGUCAAAGAACAAAAAGAAGAAGCUGAAAAAGAAGCAGAAGCGACAGGCAGAGCUGCUCGAGAAAUGCAUUCAGGACCUAGAAGAAAUGGAGAAUGGGCCUGAGGGUGCAGAAGAGGAGGAGGAUGACCCACAAUCUCCCAAAUCACCUGUUUGUGUACCUCUUAGACAAGCCUAUACACAGGACAUUGGUGAAGAGGAAGUCAUGGACCCAGGUAAUUCCAGAGAGCAUGUGACCUCAGUUGCCUCAGAUGAGCUCAACUGUAAUGGCCACCUGCCAGGCAGCCAAGCCUUAUCUGAGAAAGAACUAGAUGAGAUCAAGCAACAAAUGCAGCUGAAACGGGAGGACCAGCACAAUGCUAAUGCAGGACCUUCAAGGGACAUAUCCCAGAGCCCUUAUGAGUACUGUAAUGGGCUGUAUUCUCCUGAAUCUGGUCAGAGCCACAGUAAUGGAGAUGUGGGGGAAGAGGAAGAAGCUGAUAAACUGCAAGGAGGGCCAAUGCCUGCCAGAGACGAGCAGUCCACUCCACAAAAUGCCAAACUGACAGCAGGGAGUCUUUUAAUCAAUCCUUUGGAACCACUAAAUUCAGACAAGAUCAAGGUCAAGAUUGCUGACUUGGGCAAUGCAUGCUGGGUGACCAAGCACUUCACUGAGGACAUUCAGACUAGGCAGUAUCGCUCCCUGGAGGUGCUGAUUGGUGCAGGUUACAGUACACCAGCUGAUCUAUGGAGCACAGCUUGUAUGGCAUUUGAACUGGCAACUGGGGAUUACUUGUUUGAACCCCACUCUGGUGAAGAUUACUCCAGGGAUGAGGACCACAUUGCUUUGAUCAUUGAGCUGCUGGGGAUGAUCCCACGCAAACUUAUAGUUGCAGGAAAAUACUCCAAGGACUUUUUCACCAAGAAAGGUGACCUAAAACACAUCACCAAGCUGAAGCCGUGGGGCCUGUUGGAGGUGCUGCUGGAUAAGUAUGAGUGGUCCCGCGAGGAUGCUGAGACCUUUGCAGACUUCCUGCUCCCCAUGCUUGAACUCAUCCCUGAGAAACGGGUCACAGCGGCCGAAUGCCUGCGCCACCCCUGGCUCGCCCUCUAGUGGCCCAUAUUACCAACCGCAUAUCCAUUUUCCCCCUACUUCCAUAAGAGACUGCAACAUAUCACUUUCCAGUUUGAGUGCUUAUAUGAAUAGUACUUGUACUUUUUUUGUUACUGUGUGGUUUCUUGUAUGUUUCACCUGAGAAAUACGUUGUUUUUCAUGGUGGUUUUAUGUCUUGAGACUUAUUUCCUGAGGCACCGUUUGUCCUCAAACUCUACUUUCCCCCUAAAUUUGCACAACAGUUUUAGGGAACAUCUCUUGUAUUAUUCAAGCUGUGUGCUACAUGCUAAGAGAUUCGAUUUCUGUAUUUUGCUAGGCUUUAACUGAGUAUGGGGUUGUAAAGGGCACAUAUCAUGGGUCAGUUUGUUACAUGUUUCUUAGUUUUGGGAGUAUGCACACCAGAUAUAGAAUGAGGAAACUCUAGGUUUACAUCAAAACAGUAGAAAAUGCAUUUAAAUGAGUUGUAGUUUACUUUAGGAAAUGCCAUACCACUGUGUAAUGUCUCAAAAAGUGUCAUUUUCUUUUUCUUUUUUUUAUGUCGUUUUUGGUCAAAUCUGAAUCUGUUUGGAGGGUUGCUUUCUUGCUUUCAUUGCUUCCAGAAAAUGAGUAGCUGUUCAACAUCACCCAAAAGGUAGUUGUGAAGUGUGUAUGUAUGUAUGUUCGGGUGCAUUUGUCUUGUCAGUGUAUAUAUGUGUACCAAAGAGUUUGCCUUGAUCUGUAUAUUACAGCCAUGUACAGUUUUUAAAAGAAAUCCUACUAUUGAUAACUAAGAUUAUUUAGCUGGACAGUAAUGUUUUAAUAAAAUAUUUGGAAGAUG